This is a messenger RNA of Peniophora sp. CBMAI 1063, 615 nucleotides long. Lineage: Eukaryota; Fungi; Basidiomycota; Agaricomycetes; Russulales; Peniophoraceae. The record is from the annotation of a GenBank genome assembly.
AUGGCGCCCCUCGCGAUAUCAAUUGCGCUCUUCUCUGUCAUGGAGUGGGCACAGGUCCCCCAUCACCCUCGCUUAUCCACCGACGACGACCCUCCUCCUCCCUAUACGCAGUUCCCCGCACCGUAUCAGAGCGUGUACGGCGUCGCUCGAUUCAGUGCGGCCGCGUGGCCCGUGAACCUCGAUGCGGACUUGGACGGCGAAGGUACUGAGCGCAUCUGGUUUAAUCCAAACCCAGCUUCCUCUAAUCUGCGGGAGAUGGGGCCCACUGCGAGACACGAAACCUUGCAGUGGCUGUGUGGCAUGUGGAAUUUCUCACCCAUGUCUGGUGAGCGACGUCUCACGUUUGGCCAAACGAGGAUCGCGAUUUACCCAUAUCCUUUCGUACCAGGUCCUGCGCAGUAUUGGUCUGCAGCAAAUGGGGCUUCGUCUAGCCUGCGGGAAAUCGGACCAAGCGAGACCCCCAACACCUUGCAAGCCUUGCGCGACAUGUGGAACGGUCUUUUUGUACGUGGGCUAGCAUCCGUGGUGCGCAUGUGGCGGGUCGUAGUAGGAUGGAGCACUGAGCUCGUACUCCUUCUAGGCUUCACCGGGACGGACGCGUUGGACGGUGUUUAG